Vigna unguiculata (cowpea) is the source of this 1988-nucleotide messenger RNA. It is a transcript of the gene LUT2, whose product is annotated as Lycopene beta/epsilon cyclase protein. Gene Ontology annotation, molecular function: oxidoreductase activity, acting on paired donors, with incorporation or reduction of molecular oxygen. NCBI's taxonomy places the organism in Eukaryota, Viridiplantae, Streptophyta, Magnoliopsida, Fabales, Fabaceae. Gene Ontology annotation, biological process: carotenoid biosynthetic process. The record is from RefSeq and is a predicted model, not a curated record.
UCGCAUAGCAUACCAUAUCCCUCUGUAACAGAAAGCGAACUCAACUAUUGCACGAAAACACACACACACAUUUAGCGUGAUGCAGAGUACGUCGCCGUUUUAAGAAUCGAUGGUGUAACAACAUCUUCAGUGCUUCACACACAAAUACUUAAUGUCAUGGUGAGGAGGAGGGAGUGAUAAAGAAACUACCAAAUCAGUGGCGUAUACUGAAAACGACAACGAAAUGGAGUGCGUUUCAGCGAGAAACCUGGCGGCAAUGGCGUUUUGCGUGAGUCCUUCGCCAAGGUUGAGAUUGCGGAAGAAGAAGCUGUGGAGAAGACGAACCGCGUCUGGAGGCCAUGGCGUUCGCUGGCGCUCGCGGUGGCUGAAGGUGGAGGCGAAGGCAGGGGGCGAGAGUUGCGUGGCGACCAAAGAAGACUUCGCUGAUGAGGACGAUUACGUGAAGGCCGGUGGCUCCGAACUCGUUUUCGUACAAAUGCAACAGAACAAAGCCAUGGAAAUGCAAUCCAAGCUCGUGGAUAAGUUGGCCCCUAUAGGAGAUGAUAUACUGGAUCUAGUUGUGAUUGGUUGUGGUCCGGCUGGUCUUGCUCUAGCUGCUGAAUCAGCCAAGUUGGGACUAAAAGUUGGGCUCAUUGGCCCGGAUCUUCCUUUUACAAAUAAUUAUGGUGUGUGGGAGGACGAAUUUAGAGGUCUCGGACUUGAAGGUUGCAUUGAACAUGUUUGGAAGGAUACCGUUGUCUAUCUGGACAACAAGGAUCCCGUUUUUAUUGGACGUUCCUAUGGACGUGUCAGUCGGCAUCUGCUUCAUGAGGAAUUGUUAAGCAGGUGUGUCGAGUCAGGUGUCACAUAUCUUAGCUCAAGAGUAGAAAAUAUUAUUGAGGCGAGCAAUGGUCACAGUCAUGUCGUCUGUGAAUAUGAUAUUAUAGUGCCCAGCAGGCUUGUUACUGUUGCAUCAGGAGCUGCUUCGGGGAAACUGUUGCAAUAUGAGGUCGGGGGUCCAAAGGUUUCUGUUCAAACAGCUUAUGGUGUGGAAGUUGAGGUGGAAAACAAUCCUUAUGAUCCAAAUGUGAUGGUUUUCAUGGAUUACAGAGACUACGUGAAGCAAAAUGUUCAAGGUCUAGAAGCAAAUUAUCCAACAUUUCUAUAUGCAAUGCCCAUGUCCCGUACAAGAGUGUUUUUUGAGGAAACCUGUUUAGCGUCAAAAGAUGCGAUGCCUUUUGAUUUACUAAAGAAGAAGCUCUUUUUGAGAUUAAAUUCAAUGGGGAUCAGAAUUACUAAAACUUACGAAGAGGAAUGGUCUUAUAUCCCAGUUGGCGGAUCCUUACCAAACACAGAACAAAAGAACCUUGCAUUUGGUGCAGCUGCCAGCAUGGUGCAUCCAGCCACAGGGUACUCCGUUGUGAGAUCUUUGUCAGAAGCUCCAAAAUAUGCUUCAGUAAUUGCUAAUAUUUUGAAAGAUGGCCAUGCCAAGGACAAUAUUACCCAAGAAAGAAGAAAGGAGAAUUUAUCUAUGCAAGCUUGGAAUACACUUUGGCCACAAGAAAGGAAACGGCAGAGGGCAUUCUUUCUUUUUGGAUUAGCUCUAAUUCUGCAGCUGGACAUUGGGGGAAUUCGAACAUUCUUUCGUACUUUCUUCUGCCUACCUGAUUGGAUGUGGCAGGGAUUUCUUGGCUCCUCACUCUCCUCUACAGAUCUUGUAUUAUUUGCUUUCUACAUGUUCAUAAUAGCACCAAAUAACUUGAGAAUGAGUCUAGUGAGACAUCUGCUUUCAGAUCCUACUGGUGCAAUCAUGAUUAAGGCUUACUUAGCGGUAUAGUACGUUUCUUUUACUUAUUUCCCACGUUAGGUACUCGUAUUGGGAGACAGGUUAGAUUACUAUAGGAGCCAUUACAGUAAUUAGUAGGUUCUUGUAUAGACAUACAUAUUUUAAUCUGAUAUGGUCUUAUGAAUUUUAUAUCCCAUCUGCAAUUAACUGCACGUCCAUUUUA